GUUCAAGGUUCUCGUCUCACCGCACGCAGGUCGCUUGCUGACGACACCAAUUUACGGUUGCCCAGUUUGAAAUCAGUCUUCCCACCGUAUGAGAAUUCACAGUGGCAACGACCGGCGGUUUCUAAUGUCGAUGUUGACGAUGUACAGUCUUACGAUCGGCCUCCAGACAACCGCCCAACACAACACAAUUUUUCACUACCAACACCACCACCGCCAGCACCAGCUUUGUCGUAUGUGGGUUUACCUGCAUCUGGUUCCUGGACCAGUUGCGAUUGGUUGCAAAACGGACCACCCGUAGAGGAGGCCUUCGCGGGCGAAGGACGGAGGAAACUGCACAGGGAAGAGGUUAAAAGACUGUGUCAUGCAAACGCAGCCUGGACCAAGUGGUUUGUCGAGAGUCUUUAUGUGCAAUUCCGAGGUGAACCAGCGCCUGGACCGCAAAGCAGCUGCUUCGAACUGGCUCGGGACAACGCAGAUUUCAUCCGAUUAGUGCGCACGGAACAGUCGGCUGCAUCCAGCCAAUCAUUAGCACAGCAUGUCAACCAGAUGCGUUGUCGAUGGCCCAAUCUAGUCCUUUUGUCGAUCACCAGGGAGUCGCGCGCAGGAGACGGUGAUUGGUCCCCCGCGGAUAGAAGCAGUAGAACAGAGUCCAACUCGAGACAAUUCCUGAGUGAAUUUAGGUUUAACACACCAGACGGACAGAAACCCGUUGAGUUUGCACCCACCGGAAUUUCGUCCUCUUUUGAAGACCGGAGCAAAAACGCUUCUGUCCCCUCCACCACUGCGGACUCGCUUAUAAAGAAGAUCUUGAACGCGGCUGCACUUUUGAGGCCGGAUGACUGUGAAAUGCCACUGCUGAAAGCCCUAACAAUUCUGACUUCCGUUGACUUCCCAAACAGCGAGGCUCAACCCCUCUCCAAUGUAAGACAAUCGCUGGAGGCCACGCUCUUCGAGCACGCCCUCCAUCGGUCUGCCAGCCAUCUGGACGCUGCGCAACGGAUCUUCGCUCUGAAGGAACUCGUCUGCUACCUGGCAGUUAUCGAUCCAAGAGCAGUCUUGGAGUGUUUGGGGCUGCAAGAACUGGAAACAGUGUCUUAA
Messenger RNA from Dibothriocephalus latus, 1098 nucleotides. The record is from the annotation of a GenBank genome assembly. Lineage: Eukaryota; Metazoa; Platyhelminthes; Cestoda; Diphyllobothriidea; Diphyllobothriidae.